UGGGAUGAUGGUGGAUCUGGGUGGAGCGACGCAGGGACGACAAGCGCAGAAAGAUAACCCCCCUCUAAAAUCACCACGGUCGGGAUAAAAAUAGUGAAACCCGCCAUACCGUUUUCACCGAGCGUUGUUUAUAUUUCACCACUUCAUCAAAGAGAGGGAGGCCAGCCCAUGAUGAACGGCGAGUCAGGUGCCGGGGUGGUGACGGCCCCCCCUCCCACCACAGCCCCCCACAAAGAGCGGUACUUCGACCGGGUGGAUGAGAGCAGUCCGGAGUACCAGAGGGAGAGAAACAUGGCGCCCGACCUGCGGCAGGACUUCAACAUGAUGGAGCAAAGGAAGAGAGUCUCCAUGAUACUACAGAGCCCGGCUUUCUGCGACGAGCUGGAGACGAUGAUUCAGGAUCAGCUGAAGAAGGGGAAGACGCCCACUAGCCUGUUGGCGCUGCAGCAGAUCGCAGACUUCAUGACCACCAGCAUGCCUUCCAUGUAUCCCGCUGCACCUCAGGGAGGCAUGGCGGCGCUCAACAUGAGUUUAGGUAUGGUGACUCCGGUGAAUGACCUGCGUGGCUCAGACUCUAUUUCCUAUGACAAGGGCGAGAAGCUUCUUCGCUGCAAGCUGGCCGCCUUUUAUCGGCUCGCUGACUUGUUCGGCUGGUCGGAGCUCAUCUACAACCACCUCACAGUCAGGGUGAAUUCGGAUCAGGAGCGCUUCCUUAUUGUCCCUUUUGGGCUCCUGUACAGUGAAGUCACUGCCUCCAGUCUGGUGAAGAUCAACCUUCAAGGUGAGAUAGUGGAUCGGGGCAGCACCAAUCUUGGGGUCAACCAGGCUGGCUUCACCCUCCACUCUGCCAUCUACGCUGCACGGCCAGAUGUCAAGUGUAUCGUACAUGUACACACACCUGCGGGAGCUGCGGUGUCAGCCAUGAAAUGCGGCCUGUUGCCCAUCUCACCCGAGGCGCUGUCCCUGGGAGAGGUGGCCUAUCAUGAUUACCAUGGCAUUCUGGUGGAUGAGGAAGAAAGUACUCUCAUACAGAGGAACCUGGGGCGUAACAGCAAGGUGCUCAUCCUGAGGAAUCACGGCUUGGUGUCUGUAGGUGAAACAGUGGAGGAAGCUUUCUAUUACAUCCACAACCUGGUCACUGCCUGUGAGAUCCAGGUGCGAACAUUGGCCAGCGCUGGAGGACCAGAUAAUCUGGUGAUGCUGGACCCGGGGAAAUACAAGGCGCGCUCACGGGUCCCGGAGCCAGCUGGCGAUGGGUCCUCUACACACCCCAAGUGGCAAGUCGGGGAGCAGGAGUUUGAGGCUCUCAUGAGAAUGCUCGACAACUUGGGCUACAGGACGGGCUACCCUUACCGCUGCCCGGCAUUGCGAGAAAAAUCUAAAAAGUACAGUGACGUGGAGAUUGCCUCCUCCGCUCACGGUGGUUACUCAUAUGGCGAGGACAGCGACUCUGGCGCUCGCUCCCCGUUGAAGCACAGCUUCCAGCGCGACAAGACCCGCUGGCUCAAUGCCGGCGGCCGGCCCGAUGAGCCCUAUGAGGACGGGCCCGACGGCAGCAGCCCCAAGUCGAAGCCUAAGGUGUGGACGAACAUAACACACGAUCAAGUCAAACCCUUGCUGCAGUCUCUCUCGUCUGGUGUCUGCGUGCCAAGCUGUAUAACCAACUGCUUGUGGACAAAGGAAGACGGAAUCCGCCAGACUGCUGUAGCCAAUCAGUUCAUCCCAAUGAACACCAACCCAAAAGAAGUCUUGGAAAUGAGGAAUAAGAUCCGGGAGCAGAACCUGCAGGAUAUAAAGACAGCAGGGCCCCAGUCUCAGGUUCUGUGUGCUGGCACCGUCGUGGAUCGUUCUUUCAGUCAGGACGCCCCUCUGUCUGACUGUACAGAUACUAUUGAUGGCCUCGAUGUGUCCGAGGGGUCCUAUAGUCCUGCUAAAUCAAUUAGAAAGGGGGAGCUAGUGACCGCAUCCAAGGCCAUCAUCGAAAAAGAGUACCAGCCCAAGGUUAUCGUCAGCAAGCAGGGUCCGAACCCCUUCACCAAACUUACCGACCAGGAGCUGGAGGAAUACCGCAAGGAGGUGGAGCAGAAACAGAAAGGGACUGAAGUGCACGGACGAGACGAUAGUAGGAAGGGAUCGUCCUCUACUGGACCCUGUCCUGAAAUGCUACCGAGGGGUCAAGCCUCUGUCUCCACACCUCUGCAGUCUGCAACCACCUCACCCACCUUAGAGAAAGCCCCGUCUGCAACCGCCACACUCGCCACGGCGGCCUCUGAGCAGGGCUCUCCUUCCCUCGGCCUCUCCAGCGGGGCUGAACCACUUGCAGAGGCGAUUGUAGAUGACGUUUUUUCGACCAUGGAUGAGGUUCUUUCGGCUCUAGAUUCCCCACAGAAGGAGUUCCACUGCGCUAUCCUGCGAGCCCUCAGCAAGGAGCCGUCAGCGGUAGAGGCAGAUCAGGCUCCAGACCAGAGGGAGCAAGUAGAGUCUGAGGAGGAGCCCAAAGGCCAGAAACCCACCACCACACCACCCAGCACUCCGGUCAGAGCAGAGGAAGAGUCCUUGCCAGAACAGACCUAUAAGGAUGAGAGCGACGCAGCCACCCUGAGACAGACCCUUCCAGAUUUAACACCCGAUGACCCCUCCGAUGCCCCAGCACUUCCUGCCGAAGACUCCGCCUCUGCCCCUGCCGCGGCAGACGUAGCUGAGGUGGAGGAGCCCGCUGAUGCUGGCGACCAGGAGGGUGAAGAGUCUCCCAGCAAAUCACCCUCCAAAAAGAAAAAGAAGUUCCGCACUCCUUCCUUCCUAAAGAAAAACAAAAAAAAGACAGAGUCCUAGAUUGGAGAAUGUUGGAUCGGUCCUCAAGGCUGGCAUCUGCCUCGUUUUUUUUAUUUCUGCAUUGAUUUGUUUUUUUUGUCUGCUAUCAUCGCACCCUUCGAGCAAAGCCGCUUUACAUUGUUUUGAUAUCAUGUGUCGCUGGCUUAUUAACCUAUUUUUCCUCGUUAGUGUGUGCCAAUUUUGUAUACAGUGUAAAAAUGACUGAUUGCUUAAAGGUUUUUAAUUAUUAGAGGCUUUUAGUUGUGAGUGAGUGAUGCUUUCUGUCUUGUCCACUCCCUCUGGCCUUUAAUGCAUGUCUAUUACUACAGGGCCACACACUCGCUGUGAGGUUUUAGGGCUGUAUUGCCCUCUUAUUUUUUUUUAAUUCUUAAAAAGAGUAUUACUAAGCUGUUGUAACCACUAGAAUGUAUCGGGAUUGUAUCAAAAAUAUGUCCAAGUGUCUUGUAAAAACAGUGAAUGCAGAAAGAGAAGGCUGUACCCUCUCAUUUAACUGGUGGUAAAUUCUGACAGAAGGACAAAUUGCAUAGUGCUAAUUUUACCUCUGAAGCUGUGCACCGAUGUAAUUAUGUGUUAGCAGGCCAGGAGAACCACAGCUGCAAAAUGCAGUCAUACAAAGUCCAAUGUUAAUGUCUCCAUAAUCCAAUAUUUUGAUUAAAUCAUCCCCAUACAAGCUGAAUCACAUCUGGAUGUUUGUUGAUUUUUCCAAGUUCUCUGCCCACGAGCAUUUGUCACGGCCUUAAAUUACAGGCAUGUUGAACAGUGCUUCAGAUCUUUGUAUAAUGUGGAAGUCCAGUUUAUUAUUUCUCAAACCAGAUUCAUUUGCAGUGCAGCAAUCCUGCAGACGAUAUUGUUUGAACCUAACGAUGUUGAGCGUGGUUCACGACGACGAUGAGUCAUCCCGGGAAGUUUUAGCGAGCAUUUGCGUGUGCUUGUUGAUAACAUAUUUGCUCUUGGCUGCAAGCCUUUAGUAUGAAGGAAUUUGGAAAACACAACGUUUAUGUUUUCAUUUAUUCUAAUUAUUUGAGCCUGGCUUUGUUUUGCAUUUGCCCAUUGAUUUCUCUCUGUAAAAGUCAAACAGGCAGAAAUCCUACAUAUUACGGAAUGCGUGAGUAUACAUACUUUGUUUUGUUCUCAAUUAUGUAAAUGUUUCUACUUUUUUUUCCUGUCUUUUUUCAAAAGAAAUAUCCUGCGCUUUUUCUCACAAAGUAGAUUGAGCCAUGAUUGCUUGCUGUGAGAGAGCACUGUGAACUUUCUCUUUUAUAAACCACUGUCUGGGAACCACACGUUGCUUUUAGAUAGUCACAGUCUGUCAUCAUUAAUGCCGUUGCUGCAGAGCAUGUAAAUGACGGUGUCACUGUUAUGAAGCUGCAUGAUCAGUCAUGUUUCAGAACCCUCAACCCGGACUCUCCUGUGUAAAACUCCAAUCCGCACCAAUAAGACUUUUAUCAUGGAAAACUUGUGCGUUUCCAGUCGCAGUAAAGACACAAUGUACACUGGAGGAGCGAUUCUAUUUUUUAUGUUAGUGGCGUGAUGGCAAAUGAGCUGUGCUUAAGGUUGCAGGGCAUUAAUACCAAGGUCAUCUCCAUGCAUUGCUUCCUAAUGUGUGUUUGUUCCUUUUGUUGUAUAGUGAAGGCUUGGUCAGCAGUCUGUCUAAGUCACGGUGAGCCCAAAGGCAAAACUAACGGGAAACAUAACCUGAUCUGAGAUGCUUAAUAAACCUCGGCAUUUAUUCACCACUACAUCUAUACAUGCAAGCACAGAAUGUCUAAUUUGUGAAAGACUGCAUGUGAAGAGUGUGUACUCUUCUUUAAAUAACUGUAACUACCCCUUUUGUUUGAUUAUAUUUUAUUUUAGCUUUAGCGUGCCGAUAGCGAUACUAGAGACCUUGUAGUCGAGGUUUUCAUUUUGAGUUCACCAUAGAUUUUUGUUUUAUUCUCACAGCUCUGUUCGUUUGUAUUCUGUCUGAUCUACUUCUGAAAGUGUCUCAUCAUUAUACAUCUACAGACUUAAUAUUUCCACCCAUCUUUUCUCAUGGUUCUGUCUCUUUUACAGCCAUGAAUAAAAACACUACCAUGAAAGUCA
Messenger RNA from Scatophagus argus, 4914 nucleotides. RefSeq names its product adducin 1 (alpha) (gene add1). The coding region runs from base 169 to 2832 and encodes 887 amino acids. The transcript has 17 exons. Gene Ontology annotation, cellular component: postsynaptic density; adherens junction; cytoskeleton. Gene Ontology annotation, biological process: positive regulation of adherens junction organization; positive regulation of establishment of endothelial barrier; barbed-end actin filament capping. Lineage: Eukaryota; Metazoa; Chordata; Actinopteri; Scatophagidae. Gene Ontology annotation, molecular function: actin filament binding. The record is from RefSeq and is a predicted model, not a curated record.